Molecule: messenger RNA, 1576 nt
Organism: Pelmatolapia mariae (spotted tilapia)
Lineage: Eukaryota; Metazoa; Chordata; Actinopteri; Cichliformes; Cichlidae
Product: vascular cell adhesion protein 1-like
Exons: 8
Coding region: 1-1557 (518 amino acids)
Source: RefSeq, a predicted model, not a curated record
AUGAAACUGCCCUGGGACAACAGAUGGAGCGCUGGUGUUGUGCAGGAUGUAGGAUCUAGUAAAGUAAAGAUGCAGGAGGAGAACUGUACCGCAGCUGGGGGAGGACUAUCCUCCACCCGUGAGCGCUUUGGCACGGGUGAGGUGCCCACGGCAGCUCCGCUGCUUUUUGCGAAUGCUCCCAAAAACACCUCAGCAUCCAUCAGUCCAUCAGGUUUGGUAUCAACAGGCAGCUGGGUGAAGCUGACCUGCUCCAGCAGAGCCAAACCUCCAGUCAGCAGCUUCACCUGGUUCAAGAAGAGCAGAGAUGGAGCUGUGAAAGUAUCUGAAGGAGAGAUUUACAGCUUCAAUGUAACAGAUGGAGGAGUUUAUUACUGUGUGGCCACUAAUGAUCUGGGUAAUCAGACAUCAGCAGAGAUUAACGUGACUGUUGGAGACACUUUGGCUGCUUGUCCUCCAAACACACGCCUGUUCAUCACUGCACCAACAGAGAUGGAAGCUCUGAGUGGAUCUUGUUUACAAAUCCCAUGUAACUUUAGUGCUGCUGGCCCAGAAAAGUUUGACAGCACAAGACUCGUCUUUGCAGUGUGGAUUAGAAAUGAUAACAACUUUAAUCCUGAUCCAGAAAAUGUGAUCUUCAACAGCAGUGGGACAUUUAACAUCUAUCCAAUGAAGAUUACAGGAAAUCUGAAGGAGAAAAACUGCACCACUCUGUUUUCCAGUUUAACCACAAAUUAUACAAACACAUUCUACUUCAGAAUUAUGAACUGGCCGUUCAGAAGUACAGCACGUUGUGAUCCUCUUAAAAUAACAAUUAAAGAUUCUCCUUGGAGGCCCAAUAUUACAAUCUCAGGUGAUCUGAAGGAGAAGGAGUCUGUCACUAUAACCUGCUCAGCUCUCACUCCCUGUCCACACUCCCCUCCUCAACUCAUCUGGAAUCUCCAACAAGACUCUCACAACAAAACAGAGGAAAACACAGAUGGAAGCUUUACAACUAAAAUCCAGCAGAACAUCACUCUGUCAGACACACAUGAUGGAAAGAAGAUCAGCUGCUCUGCCAGAUAUCCUGUGAACCAAGGAAAAGACACCAAGACAGCAGAGACAGAAGAGACCCUCAGUGUUUCAUAUGCUCCUAAAGACACCUCAGCAUCCAUCAGUCCAUCAGGUUUGGUGUCAGCAGGCAGCUGGGUGAAGCUGACCUGCUCCAGCAGAGCCAAACCUCCAGUCAGCAACUUCACCUGGUUCAAGAAGAGCAGAGAUGGAGCUGUGAAAGUAUCUGAAGGAGAGAUUUACAGCUUCAAUGUAACAGAUGGAGGAGUUUAUUACUGUGUGGCCACUAAUGAUCUGGGUAAUCAGACAUCAGCAGAGAUUAACGUGACUGUUGGAGAUGAUCUGUUUGGUGUCUCCACUGUCUUCAUUACACUAGUGAAGACUGUGGGAAUCAUACUGCUUGUGAGCACACUGAUCAUCUUUGAGUGCUGGUUUAGAUCAGGACGCUUCAACACACCAGAGACAGAAAGCGUUCACAUGAACAGAGCUGCAUCACAGUCUAAUAAUUAAAGUGUCUGCAAGAAGAGGA